This is a messenger RNA of Capsicum annuum, 884 nucleotides long. RefSeq lists its product as uncharacterized. NCBI's taxonomy places the organism in Eukaryota, Viridiplantae, Streptophyta, Magnoliopsida, Solanales, Solanaceae. The record is from RefSeq and is a predicted model, not a curated record. The coding region runs from base 165 to 743 and encodes 192 amino acids. The transcript has a single exon.
CAUCUCAUAAAUUAUACUACAAUUCUCUACCAACUCUCCUAUAAAUUAAAGCUCUUCUUUCAUCAAUAUUUGUCUCUUCUUCUAAUUAAGUUAACCAACAAUUUAAAACUCACAACCCCAAAAAAAGUCUUCACUUGUAAUAUAGAGAGUACUUAUAUAGGAAAAUGAAUCAAAAAUUGCCCGUUAUGGCAAAAAGAUUCUGGAAGGUAGUUCGGGUGGCUUACUUCAUGCUGAAAAAAGGGUUAUCUUCAAAGAGAAAACUAAUGUUUGAACUCAACUUAUUAGUGAAACGUGGCAAGAUUGCUGGCAAAACCUCCAUCCAAAAUCUCAUGUUCCACGACCAUAAUAAUAAUAAUACACAAGGCCAUCACUCAUCGUCCAAAGAGUUUUACGAGUUCAGCUGCAGUAACAGCCCAGCUUUUCAUCUCCCAUUCCACCUCAACAAACGCAUUAAUAAGCAUAGUCACCAUGCCCAUGUCAUUGAGAAGCACGAAGAUGUUUCAAUGAUAAAUGCUGCUGUCUUUAAGGCAUUGGAGAUGAUACAGAGUGAAACGGCAUCACCUGCUUUGCCUGGAUUCGGGAGGACACCUACUGUGAGGCAAUUAAGGAUCACUGACUCUCCUUUCCCUUUAAGAGAUGGAGCAGAUGAGGGUGACAUGAUGAGCCACGUAGACGAGAAAGCUGAUGAAUUCAUUUCUCGAUUCUACAGAGAUUUGAGAAGAGAGGCCUCAUCUUUCGCUUAAUGUUUUGGAAUUUUUCAGAAUUAAAAGUCUUAGAGGAAGAUAGAAUAAGAAAAUAAUCUAGAGUUUUUAAACGUGAUUUCAUGCUAUAAUACAUUCAAGGCUGUACGUCCUGAAAUUUUGCACAACAAAAAUUCUCUCUUA